CCUGCGCCUCAGCCUCAGUGCGGAGUCCUCCACGGUGUGAGAAGCGGUCGCGGGCAGCCUCAGAAGCAGCUGCAGCGGCAGCGGUGGCGGAGCUUGUGGGAGCUGCAGCCGGAACCACACCCACCUCACUGUCCCUGCCCUCUUUUGCCCUCUGGCCGUCCCGCCGGAGACCAAGUUCCCGGAGGAGAGCGCCCGCCCACGUCCGGAGCAUCCUCCCCUGUUGAGCGGGUACUGACGGACCCGGCGGCAUGAUGCGGCUGCGAGGCUCGGCGAUGCUGCGGGACCUGCUCCUUCGCCCGCCCGCCGCCGCCUGCGCGGUUCUGAGGCGGGCGCAGCCCCUCGCCACCCUGUGCCGGCGCCCCCGGGGCGAGGGACGAGCGGGCCCGGCGGCCGCCGCGCGGCUCUACCCGUGGUGGGGCGGGGGCGGCCGGCCGGCGGGGCCCCUCGUGAGGGGCCUGUCCAGCUCCCCCUCGGAGAUUCUGCAGGAGCUGGGCAAGGGGGGCACGCAGCAGCCACAGCAGCAGCAGCCGCAGCAGCAGCAGCCGCCGCCACCGCAGCAGCCGCAGCCUGGGGCGUCGCCGCCCGCGGCCCCGCCGGCGUCCGACCCCAAGGACGGCCCGGGGGAGACAGACGGGUUCGGCAACAGCGAGGGCAAGGAGCUGGUGGCUUCAGGAGAAAAUAAAAUAAAGCAGGGUCUGUUACCUAGCUUGGAAGAUUUGCUAUUCUAUACAAUCGCAGAAGGACAAGAGAAAAUACCUGUUCAUAAAUUUAUUACAGCACUCAAAUCUACAGGAUUGCGAACGUCUGAUCCCAGGUUGAAAGAGUGUAUGGAUAUGUUAAGAUUAACUCUUCAAACAACAUCAGAUGGUGUCAUGCUAGACAAAGAUCUUUUUAAAAAAUGUGUUCAAAGCAACAUUGUUUUGUUGACACAAGCCUUUAGAAGAAAGUUUGUCAUUCCUGACUUUAUGUCUUUUACUUCACACAUUGAUGAGUUAUAUGAGAGUGCUAAAAAGCAGUCUGGAGGAAAGGUUGCAGAUUAUAUUCCUCAGUUAGCCAAGUUCAGUCCUGAUUUGUGGGGUGUGUCCGUUUGUACAGUAGAUGGACAGAGGCAUUCUAUUGGAGAUACCAAAGUUCCAUUUUGCCUUCAAUCCUGUGUGAAACCUUUGAAAUAUGCCAUUGCUGUUAAUGAUCUUGGAACAGAAUAUGUGCAUCGAUAUGUUGGGAAAGAGCCAAGUGGAUUAAGGUUCAACAAGCUGUUCUUAAAUGAAGAUGAUAAACCACACAAUCCUAUGGUAAAUGCUGGAGCAAUUGUUGUGACUUCAUUAAUAAAGCAAGGAGUGAAUAAUGCUGAAAAAUUUGACUAUGUAAUGCAGUUUUUGAAUAAGAUGGCUGGUAAUGAAUAUGUUGGAUUCAGUAAUGCAACGUUUCAGUCUGAAAGAGAAAGUGGAGAUCGAAAUUUUGCAAUAGGAUAUUACUUAAAAGAAAAAAAGUGUUUUCCAGAAGGCACAGACAUGGUUGGUAUAUUAGACUUCUAUUUCCAGCUAUGCUCCAUUGAAGUAACUUGUGAAUCAGCUAGUGUGAUGGCGGCAACACUGGCUAAUGGUGGCUUCUGCCCAAUUACUGGUGAAAGAGUACUGAGUCCUGAAGCAGUUCGAAAUACUCUCAGUUUGAUGCAUUCCUGUGGCAUGUAUGAUUUCUCGGGGCAGUUUGCUUUCCAUGUUGGUCUUCCUGCAAAAUCUGGAGUUGCUGGGGGCAUUCUUUUAGUUGUCCCCAAUGUCAUGGGCAUGAUGUGCUGGUCUCCUCCCCUGGACAAGAUGGGCAACAGUGUUAAGGGAAUUCACUUCUGUCACGAUCUUGUUUCUCUGUGUAAUUUCCAUAACUAUGAUAAUUUGAGACACUUUGCAAAAAAACUUGAUCCUCGAAGAGAAGGUGGUGAUCAAAGGGUAAAGUCGGUGAUAAACCUUUUGUUUGCUGCGUAUACUGGAGAUGUAUCUGCACUUCGAAGAUUUGCUUUGUCAGCUAUGGACAUGGAACAGCGAGACUACGAUUCUAGAACAGCACUCCAUGUAGCUGCUGCAGAGGGUCAUGUUGAAGUUGUUAAAUUUUUGCUGGAAGCCUGCAAAGUAAAUCCUUUCCCCAAGGACAGGUGGAAUAAUACUCCCAUGGAUGAAGCGCUGCACUUUGGACACCAUGAUGUAUUUAAAAUCCUGCAGGAAUACCAAGUCCAGUACACGCCUCAAGGAGAUUCCGACAAUGGAAAGGAGAAUCAAACCGUCCAUAAGAAUCUUGAUGGACUGUUAUAAUGGUCUUAAGCCCAAGAUUUAAAUCACUUACCUAUUUAAUUGUGGAAAAUGAUUAUGAAGAACAUGUGUAUUUCUAUCUGGUAGUGAUGUAUAUUUUACGACAUUUGUCAUUUCAGUGUUACUGGAGUUUUCUUCAUUGUGCACACAGGACAAAUCUGAUCUCUUUGGGAAAAAAUAGAAAUAAAACAAUCUCCCUCCAUAAUGUGAGCAAUAUUUACCUCGCGCAUUGUAUAAUUUGAUGUAAAAGAAGCAGUUACCAACGCUAGCUUAACUGUGUGGUCUUUGUGAUUUAUUUUUGUGUAUUUUGUGAAUUUUCAAUUUAUGGUGAUGAUCUGCUGAUAUGCAUUUAUAAAUUAAACUCUGUUGUACAGUCUGUCCAAAUGGAUCAAGGCUGCCUUUAGAAGCAAAACAGUGUGAUUUUCAUGACUUCAAAUAUGUACUUAGAGUGUUUGAACAGUUAUAUGCACUUAUGGUUAUAUGUUUGAAAUAUCUCCUGUCAUCCUAGCUUCAUGAUGUGACUCUAAAAAUUAUAAUAGUUAAUAACUAUUAGUAGGAUAGACCAAUUCUGACUAGAUUGUAUCAGGGAAUCUGUUUAAGAUAUGUUUGGUGACCAAAACAUAUGUGUGAAUGUAGUUAAAAUAAUUUUUGAAAUAAUUUCCUUUUUCUAUAUCCCCUUAGACCAGCCUCUCUUCCCAGAUGUUUAGCUAUUAUUUGCCUCUUUCCUUUAGCUGGGAAAGUGGGUGCUGGCAUACUAUGCAGUUUUCAUGUUUUCCACAAUAAAUCAGAAAACGCCUCAUGUACCUGGCAUCCGAGCUGUAACUAUGCCAUUUGUCUAUAGGAGAUGAACCAGAGACAAAUUACUAAGCUAAGUAAGUACAAAUUAGUCAAAUUCAUCGGCCAAUAAAAGGAAGGGAUGUGCUACUGCAGCUCUUUAAGAAGAUAUUUUUCAGCUUUCAGGAUAAAGAUAAAUUCAGAAGUGCUCUAAGCUACCAAAGUUAUUAUGAAGGUAUGGGAACUGCUACAAAUAACAUUUGUUUUUAAACCUGUCAUUAAAAGUCUGCAUCAAGAUAUUUGUUCUAUUUGGGGGAUCACUAGAUCACUCCAGUUUUCUCCUGGUUUUCUACCUUAUAUUUUUUGUGGACUUUUUAGAGUUUAAUGAUAAGAAAAGGCCAUUUCAUUUUAAAUCGAGACGCACACACACACACACACAAAUGGACUUCUUUGAAGCUGUGUUUAGUGAAAUGUGCAGAAUCCUCAACUACAUGAAUGCUGGUUGUUUCAUUAAUAUACCAAAUUCCUUUUUUUUUUUCUUUUUCUAUCAGCACACACUGCUGCUUCCAAGCUUUAUCAUGCCUAAUGGCUCCUUUCCCACUCCAGCAGCCUCCAAGUGUUUCGAUUAUUGCUUCCAGUCUAAAUCAGUGACUUCGGCCAUUGCCCCCUUAUUAACCUAGACGUGUUCUUUUGGUGGAACACGCCGGUGUUCCUUAACUGAGCUGCAUCAGGCGUGAAGCCGUUCUCGUGUGUGUGCUUCUGUGGGGAGUAUGGUGGGUGGGGGUCCAGCCUUGCUGCUGUGUUCCUGCCUCAUGGAUCUAUCAAGACAUGUAGACAGGUGGUAUUUGUAAAACGCUGCAGAGGAACAGCAUUAUUCCCAAAGAAAGAUAUUAUGGGGUAGACACUCUUUAACAGAAAUCAACUGAAAUAACUGCUCAAACAGCAGCUUGCUCUGCGUGAUUUAAAUGAAACAUUAAGAUGGUUCAAUUACACAGCUUAAAGAUUACCAAUGAUUUUGAGGCUUUUCGCUAAUAAAAAGAGGUUCUAACUAUUAUUUGGGAACAAAGAGUUUUCAUCUUUUCUCAGAUCAUAACUCUGGCUGUUUGCUGUUGGCUGGUGAUAAUAAUGAGCACAUUUGAUUUAAAUGCUUUUAACUGUGCUGUUAACUGCUGCCAUCGGUAUACUCCAAAGAUCUUUUUGUUUUGGCUUUAGGAUCAUAUGUGCUUUUUCUGUACCACAGAGCUCUAUAUGGUGGUGUUUAUUUAAAGCUUUGUAUACACUGUUGUUUUCGCUGGUCUCAGUUCUAAUUAUCAUCUCAUCUUUGAGUGUAAUGUGCUGUACCCCACUGCUGCCCACACUGCCCUUUAGCUGCAGAGCUGGAUUAGCUAUCAACCAUUUAAUGCUGUUACCUGCCUGGCAGGGACUGAAUGACCUGAUGUUGGAUUUAGAUUCUUCCUGGGGAUUGUACAGCUAUGAAUGUAUUUGCUUCCAGAACCUCCCAAAGUGAAUCUAAUCUUAAAACUGUAAGUUGUAAGUAUUCUGAAAUUGGAAAAUAUUUAUUUUAAAUGAAAUUAGGUAGUGUUGCUUUUUACAGCUUAAUAAAUACAUGUAUCAAAAAA
Balaenoptera musculus (blue whale) is the source of this 4693-nucleotide messenger RNA. RefSeq names its product glutaminase (gene GLS). The transcript is spliced from 18 exons. The coding region runs from base 249 to 2303 and encodes 684 amino acids. Gene Ontology annotation, biological process: L-glutamine catabolic process. Lineage: Eukaryota; Metazoa; Chordata; Mammalia; Artiodactyla; Balaenopteridae. The record is from RefSeq and is a predicted model, not a curated record. Gene Ontology annotation, molecular function: protein binding; glutaminase activity.